AUGGCUAUUCAAUUUCACACUGAUAGUAGCGAGGAAAUAGAUGAACAUGAACAACAUUCGAAUAUCAUUGCAACUAGAGUAUAUAUCGUUACUCUUUCGCUUUGUUUAUUUGGCAUGGGUCUUGUCUUAUGGUUAAAUUAUAAGGUCGUAAGCAUCACUAUUCAAAAUCCAACUAUAGCUGGAUUUAAAACAUUGGCUCUUACCGCUAACUCUCCCCGCGUUCAUGUAUCUUCAUUGUAUGCCGAGUUUGUUUCAUUGCAUCCAACAUUUCAUCAAGUCUGUUCGAGUGAUUUUGUUUCUGGUCGAUGGAUUGAAAUUAUUUUCACUGGAACGAAAGCAACCUAUUUUGUUCCAUAUGAUUUUCGAAAUCAAGGCAGUGCGAUAUUUCAAGCACUCGUCAGUUUUUGUCGUCUCUCACAAGUCAAUGUUCUUAACAGCAUAGCCGCAUUUAAUGCCAGUUCAUUUAUUAAUCUGUAUGCUUUGCCCAAAGUUAUUCUUUGA
This is a messenger RNA of Rotaria sp. Silwood2, 501 nucleotides long. Lineage: Eukaryota; Metazoa; Rotifera; Eurotatoria; Philodinida; Philodinidae. The record is from the annotation of a GenBank genome assembly.